Molecule: messenger RNA, 234 nt
Organism: Parnassius apollo (apollo)
Lineage: Eukaryota; Metazoa; Arthropoda; Insecta; Lepidoptera; Papilionidae
Source: the annotation of a GenBank genome assembly
AUGACUCGAGAACGUAUUACUGAUGCAGAAUUAUGUAAAGUAUUGCAAGAAAGUGAUUGUGAAGAUCUUGUGGAGGAAUUGGAAGAGUCUGGAUUGUAUGGUGAGUCGAGCGUAGUAGCAUUAAAUGAUGAUGAAACCAUAGAGAACAUCCCGGAAUUCAUACAUAUAAAUAAUUCUGAGCAAAUUGGAGCAAGGCAGACUGAUGUUUCGUACCUACAAUCCACAAAAAAGUAA